AUGAAGCUUCCUUCUCCUCAAUCUGGUCGAACAUUGGAGGAGGAACUCAGUAUUCUCCUGCAGUUUCAGGAGAAACAUGACAACGGAGAUUCAGGAGAGAUCAACGGCGAAGAGUUGAAGAAGCGUGUGAGGGUGAUCAAGAAUCGGAUCGCUGCCAAGAAGUCAAGGGAGCAAGCGCGGACUUACGUACAGAAGCUUGAGAGCAGCUUGAAUGCUGUCAUGGCUCAUAACGAUGUCCUUGCGCGGCGCCUUGCCUUGGUUGAGUCCGAGAAUCGAUCGCUCAAGCAUUCAAUGUUCAUGACUGGCAUGAACUUUCAACCCAUGAACAACUGUAACCGCGUCGACGAGUCUGCGGCACUCUCGACCUUAUCCCUGCUGUUGGAUGCGGUUCUGUUCAUGAUCGCCAUGGCCUCCAGUUUCCUUCCUGGUUUCAGUCUGAGAGCAUGGGAGGACAACUCUCCGGUGCACCAGCUCCCGGCUACCCUCAAGCAGGAGACGUGCUCGCUAACAUGGACGCGUUCAACAUGCCAUGGGCGAGGAGCGCGUCGAUGUUUGAGAUGGCUCAGGAUGGCAGGCCUCUUGCAAUGCGUUGCGCACUCGUGCCAUCGUUGGGACCCCAAGGUGCCUCAGCCAGCGACAGCAGCAUGAGUCCGAGCCCUGUGCAAGGAGCUGGUGCUGGGGCAACGACUGCUCCUCCUUCCUCUCAAUGGCAGAGAGGAGCAUACACU
This is a messenger RNA of Guillardia theta CCMP2712, 728 nucleotides long. RefSeq lists its product as hypothetical. Lineage: Eukaryota; Cryptophyceae; Pyrenomonadales; Geminigeraceae. The coding region runs from base 1 to 648 and encodes 215 amino acids. The record is from RefSeq and is a predicted model, not a curated record. Gene Ontology annotation, molecular function: DNA-binding transcription factor activity. The transcript has a single exon. Gene Ontology annotation, biological process: regulation of DNA-templated transcription.